UCGCCAUGUGGCUGGCCCCCGAGGAGGUGCUGCUGGCCAACGCGCUGUGGGUCACCGAGCGGGCCAACCCCUUCUUCCUCCUGCAGCGGCGGCGGGGCCACGGCAAGGGGGGCGGCCUGACGGGCCUGCUUGUGGGAACCCUUGAUGUGGUUUUGGACUCAAGCGCUAGAGUUGCUCCCUAUAGGAUCCUGCAUCAGACACUGGACUCUCAGAUCUAUUGGGCAGUGGCAUGUGGUUCAUCCCGUAAAGAAAUCACAAAACACUGGGAAUGGCUAGAGAAUAACUUGCUCCAGACUCUUGCCAUCUUUGAUAAUGCAGAGGAUAUCACUACCUUUGUCAAGGGCAAGAUACAUGGCAUUAUUGCUGAAGAGAACAAGAAUCAGCAGCCUCAGGGGGAAGAAGAUCCAGGUAAAUUUAAGGAAGCAGAACUGAAGAUGCGUAAACAGUUUGGAAUGCCUGAAGGAGAGAAGCUGGUCAAUUACUACUCCUGCAGCUACUGGAAAGGACGUGUCCCGAGACAAGGAUGGCUGUAUCUGACUGUUAAUCACCUCUGUUUCUAUUCCUUCCUUUUGGGCAAAGAAGUAACCCUAAUAGUGCAGUGGGUGGAUGUGACUCAGCUGGAGAAGAAUGCUACUCUGCUGUUCCCUGAAUGCAUCAAAGUGAGUACCAGGGACAGUGAGCUCUUCUUCUCUAUGUUUCUCAACAUCAGCGAGACCUUCAAGUUGAUGGAGCAGCUGGCUAACAUUGCCAUGCGACAGCUACUGGACAAUAAAGGCUUCGUGGAGGAUAUGUUGCUUCCCAAGCCCAGCAAGCCUCUCAAGAAUAUCUCAGCACUCAAAAGAGAUCUGGAUGCUCGAGCUAAAAAUGAGUGGUACCAUGCUACUUUCCGACUGCCCAAGGAUGAACGUCUUGAUGGACAUACAGAUUGUACUUUAUGGACCCCAUUCAACAAAAUUCACAUCCUGGGCCAGAUGUUUGUUUCCAACAACUACAUUUGUUUUGCUAGCAAGGCAGAAGAGGCCUGUCAUCUCAUAAUACCCCUCAGGGAGGUCACAAUUGUUGAGAAAGCUGAUAGUUCCAGUGUCUUGCCCAGCCCACUCUCAAUCAGUACCAAAAGCAAAAUGACCUUCCUGUUUGCCAACUUGAAAGACCGAGAUUUUUUGGUACAGAGAAUUUCUGACUUUCUGCUGAAAACUUCAUCCAAGAAAUCAAUCGGCAGUGGCAGAGCACGGAAGAAAAGCCUUGGUGACCAAACAUGUGAGGAAACUCCAGAGCUGUCCCCCAGCAGCCCUCUUGAAGUCAGUCCCACCUCACCUUUCAGUCAUCAGCUGGCUAAUUUCUGUGCAGAUAAAGCGCCAACCGCAUCCCAGGGAUUGCUUAAACUGUUCGGGACCAACCACGAACACGUCUCUGAAUCGCACUGGGCAAAGGAGACGAUGAAGGAGGAAUCAUGGAAUAUUCAUUUCUUUGAAUAUGGGAGAGGAAUGUGUAUGUAUCGCACAGCCAAGACCCGUGAACUCGUGCUAAAAGGGAUCCCGGAAAAUCUUCGUGGAGAGCUGUGGCUCCUAUUUUCAGGGGCCUGGAAUGAGAUGGUCACUCAUCCUGGCUACUAUGCAGACUUGGUGGAACAGUCAGCGGGGAAGUACAAUCUGGCUACAGAAGAAAUCGAAAGAGACCUGCAUCGUUCCAUGCCGGAGCAUCCUGCCUUCCAGAAUGAACUGGGAAUUGCUGCUCUUCGAAGGGUGCUAACAGCGUAUGCUUUUCGGAAUCCCACUAUUGGGUAUUGCCAGGCCAUGAACAUUGUGACAUCAGUAUUACUUCUGUACUGUAAUGAGGAAGAAGCUUUCUGGCUUCUUGUGGCCUUGUGUGAGAGGAUGCUACCAGAUUACUACAACACCAGAGUGGUUGGUGCAUUGGUAGACCAGGGCAUCUUUGAGGAGCUCACACGGGACUGUCUUCCCCAGUUGUCUGAGAAGAUGCAGGAUCUGGGUGUCAUUUCUAGCAUAUCACUCUCUUGGUUCCUCACCCUCUUCCUCAGUGUCAUGCCUUUUGAAAGCGCUGUUGUCAUUGUUGACUGUUUCUUCUAUGAAGGCAUCAAGGUCAUCUUGCAGGUCUCUCUAGCUAUCUUGGAUGCCAACAUGGAGAAACUGCUAAACUGUUGUGAUGAAGGCGAGGCUAUGACUGUCCUGGGCAGGUACCUGGAUAAUGUAGUUAAUCGACAUAGUGUUUCUCCACCUAUCCCACAUCUCCAUGCCUUAUUGACAAGUGGAGAUGAGCCACCAGUGCAAAUCGAUAUCUUUGAACUUAUAAAAACUGCCUAUGAGAAAUUCAGCCAUUUGAAGGCAGAUGAUAUUGAGCAGGUGCGCUUUAAGCAGAGAUUGAAGGUAAUCCAUUCUUUGGAGGACACAGCCAAGAGGAGUGUGGUCCGAGCUGUAUCUGGUGAUAUUGGGUUUUCAAUGCAGGAAUUAGAAGACCUUUAUGUAGUAUUUAAGGCAAAACACCUUAUGAGCUGUUACUGGGGAAAUUGCACUGCUGCUUCCCAACGAGACCAGAGCCUGCCCUACUUAGAGCAGUACCGCAUCAACAUAGAGCAAUUCAGAGAGUUGUUUGCUUCCCUUACACCUUGGUCUUGUGGCCUCCAUACACCAGUGCUGGCAGAAAGGAUGUUCCGCCUCCUGGAUGAGAACAAAGAUGCACUCAUUAACUUCAAGGAGUUUGCAACAGGGAUGAGUGGAAUGUAUCAUGGCGAUUUGACAGAAAAAUUAAAACUCCUUUACAAACUGCAUUUACCUCCAGCUCUGAGUCCAGAAGAAGCUGAGUCUGCUCUGGAGGCUACAAAUUACUUCACAGAUGAUAAAACUGCAGAAGUAUCUCCUUUUGUCUCAGAACUGGAUCUCUUCCUGCAAUGUGAUUCUCAAGAAACAGCAGUGCAGGAAGACAAAACAUCAAGAGAGAGGACCUCUAAAGAACAAGAGGAGAAGGGUACCAGUCCACAAGAUUACAGAUAUCAUCUACGAAUGUGGGCCAAGGAAAAAGAUUCCAAAAAAGAAACAAUCAAGGAUCUCCCUAAAAUGAGUCAGGAACAAUUCAUAGAGCUGUGCAAGACCCUUUACAAUAUGUUCAGUGAAGACCCUGUGGAACAAGAGCUGUACCAUGCCAUCGCUACAGUGGCCAGCCUUCUCCUACGCAUUGGGGAAGUGGGCAAAAAGUUCUCCCACCAGCCUCCAAAGAAAGCUGAUGACUGCAAAGCCAACAGCUCCCAGGAUGCAGCUAGUGAAGAUGAGUCCCCAACUUCUGAACAGAGUCAGAAUUCAACUGUAGAACGGUAUCCCCAAGCCAACACCGAAAAUAAAGCUUCUGGAGAUGUUCAACUUGAGAAACAGCAGCAGGAGAAUCAGACUUUUGUUGAUGGAGGCGGUGAGGGUCCAGGAUCUCCCAUACAGAUGCUUUCGGAUGAUGAAACCAAAGACGAUAUGUCCAUGUCUUCGUACUCCAUGGUCAGCACGGGCUCCUUGCAGUGCGAAGAUAUCGCAGAUGAUACAGUGCUGGUUGGCUGCGAGGCGGGCAGUUCGGCCGCACGAUAUGGCAGCACCAUCGACACGGACUGGUCCAUCUCCUUCGAACAGAUCUUGGCCUCGGUGCUUACAGAGACUGCCCUGGUAAACUACUUCGAGAAGAAAAAUGACAUUAUGCAGAAGAUCAAGGAGCAAAAGAAAGUAGAAAGGCAGUACAGUUCCUCUAGCGAUUACGAACUUUCCUCAGUGUCAGGUUGAUCUCAGGAAAAAGAGCAAGGCUUGGGUAAUAGAAGUGGGAGAUCUAGAAGCCUGUUGGAUGC
Molecule: messenger RNA, 3835 nt
Organism: Euleptes europaea (tarantolino)
Lineage: Eukaryota; Metazoa; Chordata; Lepidosauria; Squamata; Sphaerodactylidae
Gene: TBC1D9B
Product: TBC1 domain family member 9B
Exons: 22
Coding region: 6-3773 (1255 amino acids)
Molecular function (GO): calcium ion binding
Source: RefSeq, a predicted model, not a curated record